AGAUGUAUAGUGUGUUUGAUACACCAUCCAAACCCGAUGCCGUAGCAAACCUUAUUCUUAACCACUUUGAAGAUGAAGACGACGGGAGGACGCCAAGGGGUGACCUUACUUCUGUGGCUGUUAAUAACAAGGCGUGCGAAGACUGACGGCAAACUGGACAUUCGAUUCAUCAGGUACUGGUCGGAUGGCAAGGAAGUCAGUGGGGAUUGUUGUGACAAUCAUCUACGCGUGUGGUGUAAUGACAAGUGCGACCCAAAGUUUACCAUUUGCAUUGAUGGCCCUGAAGGAAGAAAGCCUUGCUCUGUUUACAAGAACGCCACAAACUACAUACACAACCAGGACAUAAUCCACUUUGGAAGUAGCAUUCAAGGAACACCAAAUCCUUUCAUCAUACAUGUACCCAAAGCAGUACCGUCCUCGAUCGAAAUAACGGUGGAGGUGUAUGACAGCGAUGACACCUCCAGUGAUGACCACAUGGACACGCUCUCUAAGCUGAUCAACAUCCAAGCCGCUGCUACAGAACAGGCAGCUGUGUACACCCCAUAUACAGUGUGGGGAAGGACUAAGUUAAAGAUUGAGGUUCGUGCCUACUGCGACCCAGACUGGUACGGAUCUGCGUGUGCGACAUAUUGCAAGGCCACUCCUGACCACAGUCACUACACCUGCCACCCACAUACAGGAGCUAAAAUGUGUUUUGAAGGGUGGAAGGGAGAUAACUGCGACGAGGAUAUCGACGAAUGUGCAGAAAUUAACAACUUGUGUCAGCGUGGGGGAAGUUGUACUAAUACACUUGGAAGCUUUAUGUGCAGUUGUACGGAGGGUGUCACUGGAAGGCAAUGUGAAAACAUCAUCAACCAGUGUGCACUGGCACCAUGCUUGAACGGCGGGACAUGUGACGGAAACGAAACAGCCUUCAACUGCACAUGCUCUGUAGAGUGGACUGGAGGGACCUGCGCAGAGAAGGUGAAUUUCUGUGACAGCGCCCCCUGUAACAGAGGAAACUGUACACCGGACUUCCUGACGGCAACUGGGUUCAAGUGUAACUGUGAGUUUGCGUGGGUAGGAGAAAGAUGCAGUCAUGCUGUUGAUAUAUUCAACAUUACGCUCCUGGGUGAGAUUGGUCAUACAAAUAGAGGUGACCUGGCUGAUGGCUUGGACAGACUCAUCACCGAACUCGGGGGAAUUCCAGGAAAGGUGGAUGUCAAGUUUACAACAAACGCACAGAAAGAAAGCAAUUAUACUACAACGUACAUACAACUCUAUUUUGCUGUGGAGAACGGCUCCUUUCUGGAGAGUGAUUCAUUAGAUAGAAUCUUCGAAUCCAACCCUGACGAAGUCAUCAGUGAAUAUCUGCCUCUUCCAUUGUACCCACGUCAACAAGAAGAGAAGGAGAAGAUCACGGUGUUCCAAACGAUGGCAACAGAGAGAUCGCGUAACAGUUGGGACAAGGGCCAGUACGUGAAGACCAUUGGAACUCCUUUAGGAUUUGCCCUUAUGACUGUUAUACUUUGGGUGGCUUUAUGGAUCUGGAGAAGAAGAUCACACAACUCUGACCAAUUCUUGGAAGACGAUCAAAUCAGUCUUUUUGUUAUGGAUGUCGCAUGCAACAGGAGCCUAAACAGACCAGGUAACGUCACAGGCACACGUCAGGAUGCAAGCGUAUCUCCAAGUGGCUACACAAGUCUUCACUUCCAUGACCAUGAAAGAUCACUCGACACAGACUGUGAUGACACAUUACACAUCCACAUAGCAACUGAAGAUAUGAUGUUCGAUCCAGUAUUUCUAGAUGACAACAAUCUUCACGAUGACGAAGCAAAACUAGAUACCGGCCUCCACGUUGCCUCAUACAUCCAUCCAGUCCCUGCAGAUAUUACCCUUGACCCGGCGAGUCUAGAGGAUGAGGAAGAUGAAGCAGAGUACACUGUCAUCGAUGACAACGAUGUUGAGGACCCCUUACAGGAAAACCCUUAUGAAACGAUAGAAUCUUUCGAUGAAAACGAUGUUGAUAACAUCUCACAGACAAACCCUUAUGAAAAGAUAAAUUUUUAGCUCCCUUGGACGAUGUAUUUGUCAGCCUAUAAUUAUGUAAGAUAUUAAUGGCUUCUCUGCUAUGCGACUGAUUGAGAACCGGAAGUGCCAACAGCAAACUGUCAUCGUGGGCUGUCCGAGUGCAUCAGAAUGGGUUAAUAGCUCAGUGGUUACAGUGUUGUCUGGCACGUGGACUGACUCGGUUUCUAGUUCAACAGAUUGGGAACACCCCAGGGAGGAUCUAUUUAGAAUGAUCUAAUAAUUGUGGGUAAGCAAAGUGUAAAUUCUAAGGCCAUAUGCCAGGUUACCUGGAGCAAGGAUUAGCCUUCAGUAAACCCUUUUCGAUUCCCUGCUGGUACAAUGUGUACCUUGGGCAUCGCAUUGCACGUGUUGAUUUGCACGAUGUCGGCUGACGGGGUUCUAAUUCCAAGUGGGGCCCAUGUUGUGAACACUAUAUGUAUUAUCUACUUACAGUAA
Molecule: messenger RNA, 2505 nt
Organism: Haliotis rubra (blacklip abalone)
Lineage: Eukaryota; Metazoa; Mollusca; Gastropoda; Lepetellida; Haliotidae
Product: protein jagged-1-like
Exons: 11
Coding region: 73-2049 (658 amino acids)
Biological process (GO): cell communication; heterophilic cell-cell adhesion; establishment or maintenance of epithelial cell apical/basal polarity
Cellular component (GO): plasma membrane; protein-containing complex
Molecular function (GO): calcium ion binding
Source: RefSeq, a predicted model, not a curated record